Alligator mississippiensis (American alligator) is the source of this 883-nucleotide messenger RNA. RefSeq names its product chloride intracellular channel 1 (gene CLIC1). Lineage: Eukaryota; Metazoa; Chordata; Crocodylia; Alligatoridae. The record is from RefSeq and is a predicted model, not a curated record. The transcript has 6 exons. Bases 43 to 771 code for a protein of 242 amino acids.
GCGUCCGGGCGGGGCGGGGCGGGGGGGCCCUUGGGUGCAGCCAUGGCCGAGCCGGAGCCGCCGCCCGUGGAGCUGUUCGUGAAGGCUGGCAGCGAUGGAGCAAAGAUCGGGAACUGCCCCUUCUCCCAGCGGCUCUUCAUGGUGCUGUGGCUCAAGGGGGUCACCUUCAACGUCACCACAGUGGACACCAGGCGGCGCACGGAGAUGGUGCAGCGGCUGUGCCCCGGGGGGCAGCUGCCCUUCCUGCUCUACGGGGAUGAGGUGAUCACUGACACCAACAAGAUCGAGGAGUUCCUGGAGGCUACCCUAGGGCCCCCCAGGUACCCCAAGCUGGCUGCCCGCAACCCCGAGUCCAACACGGCUGGCCUGGACGUCUUUGCCAAGUUCUCUGCGUAUAUCAAGAACUCAAACCCGGCCCUCAACACUGGGCUGGAGAAGGGACUGCUGAAGGCGUUGGGGGCACUUGACACCUACCUUCAGACGCCGCUGCCUGACGAGGUGGACGAGACGAGCGCCGAGGCCGAGGGGCCAUCACGACGCCUCUUCCUAGAUGGCAACGAGCUGACGCUGCCUGACUGCAACCUGCUGCCCAAGCUGCACGUGCUCCAGGUGGUUUGCCGCAAGUACCGGGGCUUCUCCGUGCCGGCGGAGCUGCACGGGCUCCAGCGCUACCUGGCGGCCGCCGCCACCCGCGAGGAGUUUGCCAGCACCUGCCCCGACCCGGCCGAGAUCGAGCUGGCCUACGAGCUGGUGGCCAAGGCCCUGAAGUAGCCCUGGGGGCAGAUCCUGGGGGUGCGGGGGGAGGGAGGGGGUGCUGUAAUGCUCUGGGAAGGAGCAGCUCUGCUGGGGUUUUUCUGUAAUAAAAUAAAAUGACCGAAAACCA